Microcebus murinus (gray mouse lemur) is the source of this 4931-nucleotide messenger RNA. The record is from RefSeq and is a predicted model, not a curated record. Lineage: Eukaryota; Metazoa; Chordata; Mammalia; Primates; Cheirogaleidae.
AUGGCGAGCCGUUCCUACCACUUCAGCUCCAGCUGUGGGAUCAGGAACUUCAGCUCCUGCUCUUCCGUCAUGCCCCAGCCUGGGGCUCGCAGCUGCAGCAGUGCCAUGGCCCAUCGUGGGGGCAGUCCUGGGGGGCCGGGCUACAGGCGCCUCGGAGGCUUUGGCAGCCAGAGCCUGUGUGCAGUGGUCCCCAACAUCGCGGUGAGUUGUGCAUGGCCCCUACACAGUGGGGGCAGCUUUGGCUACUGGGCAGGGGGCCUUUGUAGGCCCAGCCCCCCCAUGAUAGUCAAUGAGAGCCUCCUCAUGUCCCUUGACCUAGAGAUUGACCCCAAUGCACAGUGCGUCAAGAACGAGGAGAAGGAGCAGAUCCAGUGCCUCAACAGCAGGUUCACUGCCUUCAUCGACAAGGUGAGCUUCCUGGAGCAGCAGAACAAGCUGCUGGAGACCAAGUGGCAGUUCUACCAGAACCGCGAGUGCUGCGAGAGCAACCUGGAGCCCCUGUUCAGCGGCUACAUCGAGACGCUGGGUUGGGAGGCCGAGUGCGUGGAGGCCGAGUGCGUGGAGGCCGACAGCGGGAGGCUGGCCUCGGAGCUCAACCGCAUACAGGAGGCACUGGAGGGCUACAAGAAGAGGUAUGAAGAAGAGCUGGCCCUCAGGGCCACGGCGGAGAAUGGCUUCGUUAUGCUAAAGAAGGACACAGACUGCGCCUGUCUGCGCAAGGCAGACCUGGAGGCCGACGUGGAGGCACUGAGGGAGGAGACUGUCUUCCUACAGUCGGAAAUUCGCCUGCUGGGAUCACAAAUCUCUGAUACCUUGGUGGUGGUGAAGAUGGACAACAGUUGGGAGCUCAACAUGGACUUGGUUGUGGCCGAGAUCAAGGCUCAGUAUGAUGGUAUUGCCAGCCGCAGCCGGGCCGAAGCUGAAACCUGGUACCAAGCCAAGUGUUAGGAGCUGAAGGCCACGGUGACCCGGCAGGGCGAGCACCUCUGCAGAACCAAGGAGGAGAUCCGUGAGCUGAACCACAUGAUCCAGAGGCUGAUGGCUAAGGUGGAGAACGCCAAGCAGCAGUGCUGUAGGCUGGAGGCUGCCGUGACCCAGUCUGAGCAGCAGGGCGAGGCUGCCCUGAGCGACGCGCGCUGCAAGCUGGCCGAGCUGGAGGCCGCCCUGCAGAAGGCCAAGCAGGACAUGGCCUGCCUGCUCAAGGAGUACCAGGAGGUGAUGAACUCCAAGCUGGGCCUGGAUGUGGAGAUUGCCAUUUACUGCAAGCACUGGAGGGCAAGGAGAGCCAGCGAGGACGGGUAACCCAGGUUCCUUCACAUCCCCACUCAGGGUAGUCUAGAAUCUUCCAGGUAGAGAACUGGGAAAAACUCUAGAGAUCAUGGAAUCCAACCAUGUCCCCAUUUUACAGACAAGGAAACAGAUCCAGAGAGGAAGGGGCGUGCACAGGAGCACAGCCAGUUAGUGGCUAAGCUGAAGUGACACCCACCUCCUGCCUGGCCACCGGGGCUCUUCUCCCUCCUGCAUUGUCCCUCCGGCUGGAACCUACAGCUCAUUCUCAGGCAACUGCUUUACUCUGUGGCCAGCCUCAGGGGGUUCUUAAAACUGGAAUCAUUCAGAAAAUUAGUUAGAGGCCAUUUGAUUUGGGAUGCACAAAGGGUCCUGUCAACCUAGAUAGGCUGGUGAUCAGGACCAGGGGCUAGAAAUGAGCAGCGCAGGUUCUUGCCUUGCAGCAGAGGACAGGGGCAGACAUAAUCACUCCUCCAGGGGGCUGGGGCUAGUGGCCCAGGGAAGCUGUUGGGAGGCUUCUCAGAGGAGGAAGCAGAAGAGCUAAGGGCGUGGGAAAGGGAUAGGACACUUCAGCUGUGCUCACAGUCUGAGCCAGGAAUGAGGGGCAGUGAAGACAGCCUGGGAGGAGCCAUGUGGAUUCACACAGCACUGAUGUUCCUCCUGGCUCCCACCGGAGGGGCAGGCUAGGCAGGGUAGUACAGCACAGCGAUGAAGAGCAGAGGCCACGGGCUAGUCACCUAGGUUCGAAUCCCAGCUCUGCCACUUAUUAGCUAUGUGACCUCAUACCUCAGGGUCCUCAGCUAUAAAACUGAGAUAAUCAUAAAACCCAGCUCUUGAAACUGUUGCACGGUUAAAUGAGUUUUAAUGGGACAUAGCACACACCACUAGAAGCAGGGUAUUAUCAUAAUGAGAAAAUCUCUAGCCAACGUGGCCAGGCAGGACUAUACUCACGGAGAGGCCUGUCAUUACUGUGGUUGGCUUUAGAAAUCCACCACAAAGUGGCACCCUGGGCAGCCAGGCCAUGCAGCCGGAUCUGCCUCAUGCUGGACCGAAGCAAGUGAACCUUUCUGUCCGUUUCCUCAGGGCUACAGGUGAAGACACCGGAGCUCUUGCUUCCUUAAGUUCCCAACGCAGUCACUAGCAUUCAGUAAUACACUUGGCAUUUGCACUGUGACACUUAUUUUCAUAUGGUAAUACUCAUUAGUUAAUACCUCAAUCGUAUAAUUAUUGGCGUACUGUCCCCAAUACAUGAUGUUAAAGGACAGUUUAGUGAAUUGUAUAUUGUAGCCAUUGACCUUUUCAUAGACAGCCUCCCCUUGGCAUUUAACAGGUUUAGUUUAAUUACACAAGUAAUGCUCAUUGCAGCAAAUGCAGAGAAUAGGAAAACAAAAGCAGCCACAGUCACUCAACUCAGAGAGAGUCGCUGCCAGCAUUAUGAAUCAACAGGCACCAUCAUGAGCAUUGGCAGGAAUCUUCUGGAAGGGCGAAGUCCUAAGGCUGUGGCAAAGGCAGAGUGAAGUGGCAGGAAAGCGAGCCAGAUGCACACACCCCUGUCCAAAAGAUGAGGAGUAAAGAAGUAUUUUGAGCUGGGCAGAAUGAAUCGUAGUGGAGCUUUCCUGGGAAGACAGGCUUGAAGCUGGGAGUUUAAAAAGGGAAGAUGUAGCACAGAAAGUGCAGGUAGGCAUGAGAAAGGUGGGAGCAUUUAUGAAAACCAACUCUAGUGGUAUAAAUAGCUCACCAUCAAUGAGAUGUUUAUAAUGUUGAUAGCAAACACUUACAUUGGAUUUACUUACUAUGUGCUGGUCUCUAUUUUAGACACUUCACAUGUAGAACUCAGCUGUACCCUACAGCAAUCCUAUUAGGUGGGUAUUAUCAUCUCCAUUUUAUGCUGGGAAAAUUGAAGCACAGAAAGUUUAAGUGACUUGCCCGAAGUUACCCAGCUAGUAAGUGGCGCAGCCAGAUUUGAGUCUAGGCAGCGUGGCCUGAGAGCCCAGUUUCUUAACCACCAUCCUCCCCAGCCUCCCUUUGCAUUUAAUGAAAUCAGCUGGAUGUCUGGGAUAGAAAUUAAAAUCAUAGGUUAAAAAUGUGUUAGUUUGUGCUUACGCCAAGGAGUUCAAGGCUGCAGUGUGCUAUGAUCAUGUCUGUGAAUAUGCGCUGCACUCCAGCCUGGGCAGCAUUGUGAGCCCCCCUUAUCUCUCAAAAAAAAUGAGUCAGUUCGAGCGAUAAGCAAACUUUUCCUGCUCAGAGGUGUCCAUCUAGCUAGGCAGUAGUGGUUCCCAUCACCUCUUUGGCUUUGCUGGAAUUUCCAGCAGAAGAACAAGGAAGAUGCCCCUCAUUUCUACUUCUCAGUCCACCAAAUUUCCAGCUGAGUUUAUACUAGCGGUUGUCUGGAAUUUCACUGUAUUUUCAUGUUUCCUGUAUGGCCCCUUUCUUUUGGUGUGCUUGAUUAAACGAUGGCCAAAGGCUGUUUCUUAGUAACCAAAUUAAUGCUGCCUCCUUCAUUGCUUUCCCCACCUACCCACAGCCUUGUUUUGUGCUUCUCAAGAUGCAGUCCAGGGACCGCCACCUGCGUCAGGGUCCCCUGGUAGUUGGUAAAUGCGCAGAUCCUGGGUUCCAUCCAGAACCACUGGAUCAAAAGCUCUAGGGAUGAGCCCAGGAAUCUAGUUUAACAAGCUCCCAGGUGAUUCCUGUAAGAACUAAAAUUACAGAACCACGGGUUUGCGUGAGCAGAGGCGAGAGGAGGCCAGGCAAUUCUGGCUGGGGUGGUGACUUUCCCUGAGCUUCUCGCAGGAUCAGAUUAGCCCCUUUGCGCUUCUCCUUUGUCUUUGCUGAAAGGUCAGAGCCCCACUCUGGGCUGCACACAUCAGGAGCGACUGGGUUAAGGUACUGACGGAGAGAAGGCAGCCUGUAUUUAUUAAGUGCCUGCUAACUGCCUGGGGUACAUCGCACAUGUAUUUCAUUCAUUUCUAAUAGCAACAGUAUUAUCUUCAUUUUACAGAUAAAGAAAUUAAGGCUGAAAGAAGUAACUUUACUAAGGUCACACAGCUAGCCCACGAUUCAAACUCAGGUCUAGGGAAUGCCAGACCUGAGUUUGGCAUUCCCACCUGAUGGGCAUUCCCAUCUCCCAUUCAUGCCCUUUUCCCACCGCAUUUCCCUAACCGCCCCUUGGGCUAGGCAUGCUGGCUGCCAGAAUGCUCCUGGAGCUCGGCCUGCUGCAGCUUUACAGUUGUCUGACACUUCCGAGGUGGAAGGUGACUUGACCUUCUGGAAACAUUUGUAGAAACAUCUCUCCAUAGAGUCUGCUCCCCAAGAACUCGGACAGAUCUCUUUAUGGGGCGGUUAAAAGAGGCCUCUUGUGUGGAACCCAGAAUUAAAACUCAGACCUCUGGCUGGAGGGCGUUUGCGGGGGCGCCUGGACAGAGGCAGUGGAUCCGUGCACUCUGUGUCUGGCCCGUUCCCGCACUGACAGCACAGGGAAGGCCUCCCCAGGGAAGCCUGCUCAAAGCCCCUCUGAUGUGGGCUGUCCGGCCCUGGAUAUGAUGAACGGGGACAGAGGUUUCUGGUGCUUAACUCUCUUUCAUUUGAUUUACAGGAAGACCUCUACUUCUCUCAGCUUAUUUUAUUUGGAACAUUUAAAAAAAAAG